Molecule: messenger RNA, 1519 nt
Organism: Amoebophrya sp. A120
Lineage: Eukaryota; Dinophyceae; Syndiniales; Amoebophryaceae
Source: the annotation of a GenBank genome assembly
GCGAAAGGUUCAGGCUGUGUUUGUGUACUCUAGCUGCUUUUAUUUUUACUUUCUGUGUUUUUCCUCUACUUGUACUUUUUGUUUUUCGCACUCAUUACCACCUCGUCGCGACAUUCAUUGAGCUUGUUCUCGACUCCUCACAUGCUAGUGCCUUGUAGUCCCCACCGUUGUUUUUUGUUUAUUAACUUCCCAUCUUACGUUGAAUAUUUCACCUGCACCUUUUCCCGGUGCUCUGUGGUCGUCCCAAGGAGGCCGCGCAUUGCCAAAAGACAAACGCUUCGGAGCAGUAGCUGCAAAAAAAAUGUCCAUCCUCAAACACAUCGACAUUCUAAAGCAGGAGUGGCGCAUCGUGCUUGCCUCCAGCUCGCCGCGACGCAAGGAAAUCUUGGGCGAGCUGCAGCUCCCCUUCGAAGUGAUCACUUCCGCGGUUGAGAACAACAUGUCCGAGGAGGAGCGAAAAACCCUCCGCAACCUCGGUGCGGAGAAAUACACGGUGGAGCUGGCAAGGCGGAAGUGCCUUGCCGUCACGGGGAAGGUUCUCACAACGCCCUUGAGGAGUGAGGACGACAGGAGAAAGCACGUGCUCGUGAUCGCUUCAGACACCUGCAUCGAACAGGAUAUAAUAGAAGAGGACACAGGCGAUGGUUCCUGUGUACCCGAAGAUUAUGAUGAAGCUGCACUUCCACAUGACAAGGGAAAAGCAAAACAACGAAAAGCAGGACAAGAUGAAGAUGGUGCAGAUGUUCUUGAACCUCCAGUCGACCCCGAUGCGCACGACAGCACAAGGACAACUGAAAGACAAACAGACCAGAAAACGUCGAAAGCUGUAGAAGACGCAGCUGCUCCUGGAGCUGGAGCAACAGGGAACACAUUAAAAAUUCCGCCAAGCCUAUCUCAGAACAGGACACCAACAAGAAUCCUGGACAAGCCAGCAAAUCCCGACGACGCGGUUCGAACUUUGAAGACAUUACGUGGAAAAUCCCAUCGGGUCGUCACGGGGGUGGCGCUGUGCUGGAUUUUCGCGAAUAACCCCCACAACCCGGAUUCGAAGGACGUCACUGUGCGAGACCUCUUUGCGGAGACUACGAUUGUGAAAUUCAGAAACCUCAGUGAUCUUGCAAUAGAGCGGUACGUUGCCACCGGGGAACCCUUGGACAAAGCCGGGUCGUAUGGUAUUCAGGGACUUGGUGGCUUGCUCGUGGAAGGCAUACAAGGUUGCCAUCGGAACGUGAUUGGCUUCCCACUGAGUGCAAUUUCGGAAAAAAUUGCGGGGAGAUUGGAUGAAUAUACGGAGGGGAGGCUCAAAAUGCAGUUCAACGUGGACGUGAGACAGCCUGCUGGAGCUUCUUCGUUCUCCGACGCCGCCGCAGCCUACUAGUUCUUCGACAAUCAACUAAAACUAUGCUUAUCUUCCCCGAUGUGUGAUCAUGCAAGCGACGUCAGCCUGGUUCAAUGUUUGAUAUAUGAUUUUGAUCGCUGCCUACACCCAGUGUAAGUGAAGCAAGCGCGAGCAAUAAAA